AUGAGUAGAAUCUUUGAAGGCGCUUCCAUCACCAACUUCUCUGGCAGGAACAUCGGGCACAGUGUCGUCGACAACAGCCAGAAUGACACUCAUAGCAACGAAGACACAGUGACUUUCAAUAAUUGUUCCAACGAUUCUAUGCAAGUCAGCAAGCAAUACAGAGGUGCCUCAGGAGGAUCCACCUACAAUGAAAAUCAUGGAUCAGGGACGUUCAAUCAGGCGAAUGGAUCCCAGCAUGUGCACGCCGCGGCGCCAGCCGUAGCCCCAGGCAAACCUUCUGAGCAAGAAAUCGCCCAGUUCUUCCAGAUGCUACUCCAGCUCGCUGGGGCAGGUGCAACGCCAGGACCCUCACCCCCCGCUCAACCACAUCUGUCCCACCAGCAACACAUCGAUGAGGCAGCGCCACCAAGGAACAAGAGGAACAACCCAUUCCUUAAUAGCGUGGCCACCGCAUUGCCGCGGGGUGGUAACUCGCAGGCGAAACAACAGGAGGAGUGGGAUCGACUUUUCUCUUCAGAGGAUGACCAAGUCUGUCACGAUGAGGACGAGAUUGGUGGGUCGCAGGCAUGGCUGGGGCGCGAUCGACCUCUCUGA
Pleurotus ostreatus (oyster mushroom) is the source of this 594-nucleotide messenger RNA. RefSeq lists its product as uncharacterized. The transcript is spliced from 3 exons. Lineage: Eukaryota; Fungi; Basidiomycota; Agaricomycetes; Agaricales; Pleurotaceae. The record is from RefSeq and is a predicted model, not a curated record. Bases 1 to 594 code for a protein of 197 amino acids.